Molecule: messenger RNA, 3357 nt
Organism: Carassius gibelio (silver crucian carp)
Lineage: Eukaryota; Metazoa; Chordata; Actinopteri; Cypriniformes; Cyprinidae
Product: NGFI-A-binding protein 2
Exons: 7
Coding region: 631-2109 (492 amino acids)
Biological process (GO): negative regulation of DNA-templated transcription
Cellular component (GO): nucleus
Molecular function (GO): transcription coregulator activity; transcription factor binding
Source: RefSeq, a predicted model, not a curated record
UGAGCGAUGAUCCCCGCCCACAGACAGCGAUCUCCGGCGCUCAUCCACACAUCUGACGGCACUCGUGUUUGCUCAUGUGUUGAAUCUGCUGGCUAUUACAGUGGGGCUUUUUAUUGCUGUUUAGCUUCUAAACGGCUGACUUUGACAUUAUACAUAUAUGAUCUUUAACAGUGAAAUGGACAGAAUUCCCCGUCCGUCCACACCCUGAUGCGAGAGUCUGAGCUCAGACCGGAGAGGAAGGCUCUUAUUCGGUCAGAUGGCGUGCCGCAGUCCGCCCACGCGUUUCUCGCGCCCACACAGGCAGCGAAAGGAGCGUCAUUAACUCACCGCUACUGCCAGCACAGCAGAGCACAGCCGAGACAAAAGAGCACACGAGUUUCAACCAUAUUUUACUUCAAUCUCACAUCUGUAGAAUAAGGUCUAACAAGCACAGAAAACAAAUGAAUUUGGCUACGCGUCAGAGGCGUAAAGAUACGAGUCUAAUAGUAGAAGUAAAAGUUUGACUGAUUUUGAGUUGAGUUACAGAAGUGAGAUCCCGAUAGACUCGGUCGUGUCGGUCACUGGAAGCUGAAGUGUUCUGCUGGAUCCUGUCCUGGGUUCUGUCUCUAACCUCCCGAGCCGAGCAUUAGGAUGUCACUACCACGGACGCUGGGUGAGCUGCAGCUCUACAGGGUUUUACAAAGGGCCAACCUGCUGAUGUACUACGACACCUUCAUCCAGCAGGGAGGAGAUGAUGUCCAACAGCUGUGCGAGGCUGGCGAAGAGGAGUUUCUCGAGAUCAUGGCACUAGUUGGCAUGGCCACAAAACCCCUGCACGUGCGGCGCUUGCAGAAAGCUCUGCGAGACUGGGCAUCAAACCCAACGCUGUUCAACCAACCCCUGGCCACCAAUGUGGCCCCCUGUGGAAUCCCCCUCCUCAGGAUUGACGGCACCAGCAUCGCUGGCUCAGGGGUUAUGGGUGCCAGAAAAUCUUUAAGCAAUGGUCAGCCAGGCUCUCCGUGUGAAAGAGAGGAAGUAGGAUCUUGCCUUACGCCGCUCAGAGAUAACAGUCCAAAGAGCCCUUGCUCACAAGCCUCCCCUGUACCUCCAGACCAUCUGUACAGAGAAAAACUGUCCCCCAUGGAUCCUCACUGGCUUAGUCCUGAAAUGUAUGGAGCCGCCGAGUUAGAUGAAGAGCAGCCCAUUACCGCUCUGCCUUUCGCUUGCCACUCACGUCUUCUUGGUCCUCCGACUCCAACUUCUUCUUCAUCCCCCUCCACUACGACCUCUCCGUGGCCCGGAGGUCAGCUGGACCCAGAGACGGUUAAAGCCGUGGAGGAAAGCGUCGAUAGGCUUCUGAGAACCAUGCCGCAAGCAGAUCAAACCGAGGUCAAGACGCUUCUGAGACUCAAUAAGAAAAUGGCCAAGACGGUGGGACACAUCUUCCACCUGGAAGCUCAAGACAAGAGCAAAGAGGAAGAGAUUCGCAAAUACAGCCUGAUCUAUGGCCGCUUCGACUCCAAGAGGAGGGAAGGGAAACAGCUGACCCAUCAUGAGAUGCUCAUCAAUGAGGCCGCAGCUCAAUUCUGCAUCCGUGACAAUGCUCUGUUGUUACGUAGAGUUGAACUGUUCUCUUUAGCACGACAAGUGGCGAGAGAAUGUGCCUACACGUCAACAUUUAAACAUAACAGGACAUACUCCGAUGAUUGUGCUGCCUCUGUUGACUGUUGUGCUCAGAAGAGAAUCAAGCUUGAUGUCACAGAUGCUGACAGACUGUCUAAAGAUCCAGUAGCUAACAGUGACAACAGAUCUACAGCGGAUGACAACAGCCUCUCUGGAGAGAGUCUAGACAGUUUAACACAAGAUAUCAGCCCUCAGUUGCACCCCUCGUCAUCCCCUCACCCCCUCACCGACAGCACUGGCCUCAUCACCUGGAGUCGCCAGCUCAUGCAACAAACGCUCAUGGAUGAGGGCCUCAGAUUGGCUAGAAUGGUGUCACGUGACCACGCAAGCAAAGUCAGCCUAGGGUCAGAAAAGAGACAGAUUUCAGAGAUGGAGGAGAAAGAGUCAGAGAGGAGAGGAUCAAGUAACAGAAGCAGCAGUCCAGCAAACACCAAAGACGACCCAUAACUAACAGUCUGCAAGUCUCCGUGUUGAACUCAGGUUGGAUAUCACGUCUAAAUGAAGACGUGGUGUUCAGUUCGCUAUGUUAAAUAGUCCUGCUCUGUAUCACUUGUGUGUUCUGUUUAGCAGAAAGUUAUUUUCUUUCUUUCCAAAUGAAAUUUGAAGCACAUACAGAUUAGUGCAAGCAACGAGUGUCACAACAAAUACAUUUCAAAGAUACUUCGACUAACCAGUAAAUCAGUAAAAAGCUUCAAUGGUGCUAAUUUAGUGUCAGCAAAUUCUGGAAUGAAAUGGCAUCUGCAUCCAUUACCCAAACCUUAAUUUAUACGGAUAGAUGACAUGCCUCUCGUUCUAAGCGGAGCUGAGACAUUGGGAUGUAAGUCUCGGUUCUGAAGAAGUUCUAGCAAAAGUUUGGGAGGAGCAUGUUUAUUUAAUCCAACUAAUCACAACGCUAGAAUAAAUCUAUAUAUAUAAACUGCUCAAAGACUUUAUUAUGUACAGUGUGCAAAACACAUCUACAAGUUUUGGAUUAUAUUAACAUGUGAAAUUCUGAAUGUGACUAUAUAAAGAACCCUGACACUAGUAACGUGCUGAUGCAGUUUACUAUAUUAAUAUAUUAUCAACGCUAAAUGCACACAUUAGAUUUCACAGGUUACGAAAUGUAAAUUAUUCAAAUGAAUCAUGGGUGGUGGGGGGGUGUAUUUUCAGUGUUUAAAGGUUGAAUGGCUAAUGGAUUUGCAAGAAUUGUGUGUUACAUCGCUAGGAAUAUACAUGUGGCCUCUUCAAUGACAGAUUAUUUAUUUUUUAAUUUCUCAAUAAAUUAUAUUGUAAUGUUUCUCCUGUUUACUUCUCUAGAAUGUUACUUUUAUUUUGCCAACAGUGUAAAAAUAGAAACGUGUGCAUUACAACAUGCAGACUAUUGCUGAUUUAUUCUAACUUUUAUUCAUCCUCUGCUUUUGUCCAAGGACCUUACAGUAUUAUAUGUGAAAAUAUAUGUUUCUGUCUCAUCUGUGACACGGUUCUACCGCCCACACUUACCCUAGUCAUCUCAACAAACCAGGACAGAUGAUGCCUGUGAUUCACUAGCCAUCAUCAUCAUCAUCAUCAUCAUCAUCAUCAGUCUCACAGAUGGGCAAGUGUUUGGGAAAACUGUCUGAAAAAUGUAGUAAUAGUUUCAAUUCUGUUUGGUGCCACUCUAGUGGCUAAUUCACUCAUGAAUCAAUGGCUAAUCAAUAAAUUGAUAUAUUGAUUUGA